AUGGGAAUUAACCGCCAUAUGCAAGCUUGCCAACAGAAGGCUCCAACAAUGCUUGCACAGAAUGAAUUUUCCAAUCUUGCGGGUACACUUUACUCACAGCAAAAUAGUGCUUAUAACUCCCUUCUCCAAAAUACCUACUCUACAACCAAUGCCGCAUCCGUCAACAUGCAACAAACCAAUAAUCCUGACAAGCGGGCCCUGUCAGCAUACAACGAGCAGGAUGACACACUAUUGGUUAAUUCCCAAUCUGAUGCAGAAUCUGAGGCGCUGGAGGCUCCAGAUCUUGAAUCUAUUCCUCGUGGCUCAAUUCUUUCCAUGCUCGAUGCAAUGUCUAGCGGUUAUUCAUCACACACAGUAGAUGAAGUCCGAAUACAGUACCAUCCAAGCGCAAACAAAUCUCCAAAGGUUGUUCCAACAUCACAGUAUGAUCCACAUUCCACACGACAUGCUACUUCUGCUCUUCCAAAGCCAAACCAUGAUAAACCAUGGCAUCCUUUCGCUACACGACUGGAUUUCGAGAUUGCAGAGCUUGCAUUAGACACUCAUAUGAACAAGAAUCAAAAAGCUACGCUUCUAAACCUGAUAAAAGAGUGCAUUGCUAAUCCGCACCUUUUUACAAUAGAAAAUGCUUCUGAGAUGGAUAAAACAUGGGAAUUUGCUAGAAGCUAUCGUUCAAGCGGAACACAACAGUUUGUUCGGAAGGAAUUUGUGGUCCCGUACAAAAAGGAAGAAAUUCAAUACGAAGAUCAACUUCCUCUAGGAGCGCUCCCCUUCUGUAUUGUUCUAUAUGCAGACAAAACAAGGCUUUCAACAUUUGGCACGGCCAAAGGAUAUCCGGUAAUUGCUCGGUGUGCAAAUAUUCCUGCAAAUGAUCGAAAUGGAGAUGGGCUUGGAGGUGGUAGAUUAGUUGGUUGGCUCCCGAUUGUUGAGGAAGAUUCAGGAGAGAGCGGAAAAACACUAUUUAUUAACUUCAAGCGUAUUGUAUGGCACAAAGGAUUCUACGAGAUUUUAGUGUCAAUCCAACAGUAUGCAACAACUGGUUUCCACAUCAAAUGUGCUGAUGCAAUAUUGCGUUGGUUAUUCUUUUUUGUUCUUAUCAUUUCUGCCGAUUAUGAGGAACAAUGUGUCAUUGCAUUAACUCGUGGUGCAACAAGCAACUAUCCCUGUCCUAUAUGCUUGGUGCCAAAUGAUGCUCUAUCAAACCUUACUGCUUGUUAUCCUAUCCGAUCAGCAGCCGGAAUGGAAAGAAUUCACUCUGAAGCCCAGAAACUCAAUGCUAAAGACCGUGAAGAGCAUCUAAAGAGGUAUGGUCUACGAAAUGUUGAGAAUGUAUUUUGGAUGAUGAAUGGAUCAGAUGUAUACCAAGCUCUAUCCUGGGAUCGAUUACAUGCCUACCAUGGAGGACUAUUUUCUGAUCAUUUAUGGGUUGAAUUUAAGAAUGUGAUUGAAGAGUCUACUACCACAAGAAAAGAUGCUGAAAUGGUUGACAACCAAUUUGACUGCAUACCUCGAUGGAGCGGCCUCAAUCACUUUUCAUCUGUUAUCAAAACAGGUGAAUUUGCAGAUGGAAGCAAAUACGAAGAUAUGGCAAAGUUAAUAGUAUUCGCAUCACAUAAUGUCCUUGAAAAAUCGGACAGAGGAUACUGUCUGCUGCGUCUCAUGUGGUCUUUUCUUGAACUAGACAUGUAUUCAUCCUUAACUGUCCAAAGUGCAACUACAUUGGCUGGAAUUGAGCGAGAGCUAGGUAUAUUUAAUUUAAUUCUCAAGGAAUAUUCUGAGCUACAUCCAGAAAAGAACUGGAACUUUCCAAAAAAUCACUCGCACAUUCACAUGGUCCGGGACAUUAUGGCAAAGGGUGUUACACGCAAUGCCAAUACAAAGCCAAAUGAGAAAGCACAUGGGCUUUUGAAACUCUGGUACCGCUUCCACACAAACUUCAAGAAUGUGGCGCCACAGAUACUUAAAAUGAAUGAAGACGAUCUCAUUUCAAUGAUAAUUCGCAUGGAUAUUAACGCAUUCGAUGAAAACGAGGAGAAUAAGGCGAGUGAAACGGACAAUAAUUCACUCCAAGACAUUUCCGAGGAAGCUUCAGCAGUGAAUUCAGAUCAGUCUGUAGAUGAUACAGAACAGAGCCAUGUGUCAAUCGGAUCCAUAAUGGAUCCAGUUUCAUUUGAAAGUAUUGAAGAAUCACACAAGGAGGAUCAUGCAUUCCGACGUUUCCGAAUUAAAACUGGAAAAUGUCUUGCAAAAAUCAUCAAUCAAACCAUUCGGCUGAAGCCUGACAACAUGCUUGCACCAUUCCAACUCGCUAGAAUUCACUACCAGUCCAUUAUUAACUGGUCAUUUGAGCGGGAUAUGGUUCGCGUUAGCGCAAGCUUCCACCACCAACCUCGCAAUGACUAUGUUCUAAUUAAAUCAGAUACUAACAAUUAUUGCUUUGCACAGCUCCUCUUCAUGUAUUCGGUCUAUGUUGACGAUACACCUCAUCAUUUGGCACUCGUACUUCCAUUUGACGAACCAAUUGACCGAAGAACAGUUUUGGCACGCAAACGCGACAAGGAUCUUCGCUUUUUGCGCGUCCGUGCCCGGAGGCGAACAAAUUCAAUUGUUAUUGAUCUACAACGGAUAUGUGUGGCCUCAUUGCAGGUUGACGAAAUGCAUUUUCUUCUUUCACACCCCGAGGAAAAAUAUCAACAAGCUUCUACUAUGUCUACUGUAUCUGCAUCAUCAUCUAUUGUUCCAAGUUCUGUUGCUGGAGAAGAGUCUAUCUCUGGUGUACAAUUUCGUCGUGCAACCUACGACGAGCUUCAAUCUGUCAAUAGCCAGCGCGAGACGAUCCAGCUUCUAGAACUCAAAGUCAAAAGCCUUCAAGAGGAGCUAAGCAAUGCAAAGCUUUCUCUUAUUAAGCGGAAAAAGGUCUCUGCGAGUACUGUCAAUGUUUCUGCAGAGCUGGCUCUUACCAAAGAUCUCCAUCGACUUGGAAAGUAUCACGCCACUUUCUACCGCAUUAUAGUCCCCAAGGACUUCUUCGGGUCUCCAAGGCCAUCGAUUGACCCAUUUGAUGCAAAAAGGCGUUAUUUAACCGCUGAAAAUUCACGGCUGGCCAACAUUGCUGAAUUAUACGAAUGCAUACCUGCAAAGUACCAUUCCAUUAUCAGUGGAGAUAAUAUGGAUUUGGCAGUCUCAGCGUUCUUAAAAGGCAUCUCGGAUCUUCGCUCCUCCGUAUUGAACAAGCUACGCGGGGUUGCUCCAACUAUUUUCCCAACCAUUCCAGCGACUGUUUUUCUCUUGUGCUCAUCAUCUCGUCCAUCUAAUUGUUAG
Messenger RNA from Psilocybe cubensis, 3321 nucleotides. RefSeq lists its product as uncharacterized. Lineage: Eukaryota; Fungi; Basidiomycota; Agaricomycetes; Agaricales; Agrocybaceae. The transcript is spliced from 17 exons. The coding region runs from base 1 to 3321 and encodes 1106 amino acids. The record is from RefSeq and is a predicted model, not a curated record.